This is a messenger RNA of Saccharomycodes ludwigii, 1398 nucleotides long. It is a transcript of the gene CEM1, whose product is annotated as fatty acid synthase CEM1. Gene Ontology annotation, molecular function: 3-oxoacyl-[acyl-carrier-protein] synthase activity. NCBI's taxonomy places the organism in Eukaryota, Fungi, Ascomycota, Saccharomycetes, Saccharomycodales, Saccharomycodaceae. The coding region runs from base 1 to 1398 and encodes 465 amino acids. The transcript has a single exon. Gene Ontology annotation, biological process: fatty acid biosynthetic process. The record is from RefSeq and is a predicted model, not a curated record.
AUGUCACAAAGAAGAGUCGUUGUGACCGGACUCGGUGCUUUAACACCAUUGGGUAAAAAUGUCUCAGAGUCAUGGACCAACUUAGUUAAUUCCAGAUCGGGAUUAACCCCAAUAACAAAAUUGCCAGAUUUUAAUGAAAAUUAUGAUAUCCCACAUCAAUUCCCGUCUUCUUUAUCUGUCGGCUAUAUACCAUCAUUUUAUGGGCACGAGAGUAACAAUGAUGCAUAUCCAGAAAACCUAUUUACUUCUCAAGAUAUGCGUCGUAUGAACAAAUUCAGUAAAUAUGCUAUAAUAUCGACAUACGAAGCGUUAAAAGAUGCAAAACUAAUUUCACAAUAUAGAGAACAGCAAGAAUCCAAUGGAAAGUUUAAAUUGAAUAUUGCAAAUAUAGAUAACUUUGGUUGUUCCAUUGGAUCAGGAAUAGCCUCAAUCUCAGACACAGUAGAUGCAGUCAAUACAUUCAACAGUAAAAAAAAAAAGAAAAUAUCGCCACUUUUAAUCCCUCUCAUUUUGAACAACAUGGCUGCAUCACAUAUUGCCAUUAAGUUCGGAUUAAGGGGCCCAUUAACUUCUACAUCAACAGCAUGUGCCACAGGUGGAAAUUCUAUUGGAGAUGCCUAUCAUUUAAUCAAACUUAAGAAGAGUGAUAUUAUGGUUUGUGGCGCAGCUGAGGCGUCAAUUCACCCAAUUGCACUAUCUGGGUUCUACCGUGCCAAAAGUUUAAGUUCUACUGGCAUUUCAAGACCCUUCGAUUCAAGUAGAGAUGGAUUUGUCUUGGGUGAAGGUGCUGGUAUUUUGAUCUUGGAAGAGUUGGAACAUGCUUUGAAGAGAGGAUGCACCAAGAUAUACGGAGAAAUUGUUGGGUAUGGGAUGAGUAGUGAUGCUUAUCAUAUAACUGCCCCAGAUCCGACUGGAAAUGGUGCCUUGAGAGCAAUGCAGAUGGCUACCACAAAUGUCAACACCAAUAUCGAUAGCAAAAAACCUAUUAAUUGGCAUGUUAAUUGCCAUUCUACUUCCACCAAGCUGGGCGAUUUUUCUGAGAUUCAGGCUAUAACCCAGUUAUUUAGAAAUACCACUCAAAAUAAACUAAUAAAUUCAGGAAGAAUUGGUUGCUCAAGUAAUAAGGGUUCUAUGGGUCAUUUAUUGGGUGCCGCUGGUGCCGUGGAAGCCAUAUUUACAUUGAAAAGCUUGGAACAGGGUAUAGUACCACACACCUUAAACUUGAAUGAAGUUGACCCAAAUAUUAUGGAAGUUUGUGAUAACACCAAUAAUAAUGCCAACUUCAAAAUAGAGUUAAUUAAGAAGAAACCGAUGCAAAUUGAUCUAGAUUAUGCGAUAAGUAAUAGCUUUGGUUUUGGAGGAGUUAAUGCAUCAUUAUGUUUUAAAAAAUACACAUGA